Messenger RNA from Capsella rubella, 872 nucleotides. RefSeq names its product ethylene-responsive transcription factor ERF037. Gene Ontology annotation, biological process: regulation of DNA-templated transcription. The transcript has a single exon. Bases 126 to 872 code for a protein of 248 amino acids. Gene Ontology annotation, molecular function: DNA binding; DNA-binding transcription factor activity. Lineage: Eukaryota; Viridiplantae; Streptophyta; Magnoliopsida; Brassicales; Brassicaceae. The record is from RefSeq and is a predicted model, not a curated record.
UUUCACUUCAAUACUUAAAAACUUAUUCAACUCUCUCUCUCCGCUCUUUCUCGAGUCCCGUCUUUAUAUAUAAACCCUACGUAUUUACUCUCCUCACACUCACCGAGUCAAACCCCCACGUGUCAAUGACCGACUCAUCCUUCACCUCCGUUAGACUAUCGUCUCCGGUGCUGCAGCAAGAGGAGGAGGAACAUCAUCACCACCAGCAGCAAGAAGACUCCCAUCGAACCAACAACAAGAAACGGGUUAGACCCGACCCGGGUUACCGAGGCGUCCGGAUGCGUACGUGGGGCAAAUGGGUCUCCGAGAUCCGAGAGCCUCGCAAGAAGAGCCGUAUCUGGCUCGGCACUUUCUCUACACCUGAGAUGGCGGCGCGUGCACACGACGCUGCUGCUCUCACUAUCAAAGGAACUUCCGCCGUCCUCAACUUCCCGGAGCUCGCAACUUACCUUCCCCGUCCAGCUUCCUCCUCUCCCCGCGACGUUCAAGCCGCAGCCGCCGUAGCCGCAGCCAUGGACUUCUCCUCCUCCUCUGCUCCCGUGGUCUCUGAUCCGACCAGCAGCAGCGUCGUCCCGGAGACGCAUUUGUCUUCCUCAUGCUAUUCGACGUCUACGUCGUCGUCAUUGUCACCGUCGAGCGAAGAAGAAGCAGCGUCGACGGCGGAAGAACUGAGCGAGAUAGUGGAGUUACCGAGUCUAGAGACGAGUUACGAUGAGUCGUGGAGCGAGUUUGUGUACGUUGACUCGGCGUAUCCACCUAGUUCACCUUGGUAUUUUAAUAACUGUUAUAGUUUUUGUUACCACAGCGACGAAAAUGGCAUUUCGAUGGCUGAACCUUUUGAGUCUUCCAAUUUUGGCCCCCUUUUUCCUUAG